ACUCGGUUUUUCAACACGUCUCUUCCUAGAAGGACAAUCUUAGUGAAGUUUGGAAGGAAACCGGAGCGGAUUCUGGAGUUGUUUAAUUAAAGCGAAACUUAUCCUGAAACAAACAUGGCAUUGCCGAAAUGGGAGAGAAAGGCGCGGGUAUUUCUUUGCGUGUUCGGUUUGUUUUUGUCUGUUUAUGCGCUUCACGUCGAGCUGUCCCGAGAAAGUGACCCAGAUUACAGAGCGAUGUGCGACCUGGGGGAGUCUGUGAGCUGCUCCAAGGUUUUCACCUCCAGAUGGGGACGUGGUUUUGGUUUGGUCCAGUUUUUUGUUGCUGCAGAUAGCCCUCUGAACCAGCCCAACAGUGUGCUUGGCAUCAUAUUUUACACUCUGCAGAUGGGCCUGGGACUGUCUCUGACCAAAAAAGCAGCAAUGUUGUUGGUCUUCGCCUCCUGGCUGUCUGUGGCUGGCUCUCUCUACCUUGCAUCUAUUCUCGCCUUUGUUCUGGGGGAUUUCUGCAUGGUCUGCGUGUCAACAUAUAUUGUUAACUUUGCGUUGCUCUUCACCAACAUCAAACGCAGAAGAGCAAUUGAAGGAGUGAAGGAAAAGGCUGGAUAAAAUGGGAUACUUGUGAAAUUCUACACCUUUUUUAUGUGAUGGCUGAUGCCCCACUGGAUCUGAAAGCAUAUUCUCUUCCACAGUACUUCUGCAUGACUUUUUAGAGAAACAGGACUGGAUAUGCAUAAUUGAAAAUGUAUAAGAUGAUUUUGAGUACAGAAACCUGCAAGAGCUGCUGUCAUUUUUGUAUGUUCAUAUGAAUUUGUGAUGGCAAAUACACAUUUUUGCACACUAA
Eleginops maclovinus (Patagonian blennie) is the source of this 841-nucleotide messenger RNA. It is a transcript of the gene vkorc1, whose product is annotated as vitamin K epoxide reductase complex, subunit 1. The coding region runs from base 115 to 606 and encodes 163 amino acids. Gene Ontology annotation, biological process: vitamin K metabolic process; peptidyl-glutamic acid carboxylation; blood coagulation. Gene Ontology annotation, molecular function: vitamin-K-epoxide reductase (warfarin-sensitive) activity. The transcript has 3 exons. NCBI's taxonomy places the organism in Eukaryota, Metazoa, Chordata, Actinopteri, Perciformes, Eleginopidae. The record is from RefSeq and is a predicted model, not a curated record.